CUGUGGCUGCUGGCCCUGUUGGGCUGGGGCUCCGGCGGCAAGGUGUUGGUGUGGCCGGCUGACAACAGCCACUGGCUGAACAUGGAGAAAAUACUACAGGAGCUCGUGGCCCGGGGCCAUGAGGUGACCGUGCUGCUGCCUUCGUGCUUCCUCAUCCUCAACCCCACAGAGCCCUCACCCUUCCGGUUUGAGGUGAUUGAGGUGCCGAUCACCAAAAAGGAGAUGGCUGCCUUAAUCGAUGAAACUUUCUACUUUCUUUCUUAUGAGGUGAGAAAGCUACCUCUCUGGGAAACUGUUUACAAGAUAGCUCAAAUGAUAAAACAGAUGAAUACCGUGACCAAAACAAUUUGUGAUGGAGUUGUGAAGAAUGAGRCCCUGAUGGAGAGACUGAGGGCAUCCGCCUUYGAUGUCCUUUUGGGAGACCCACUGGUACCCAGUGGGGAGCUGGUUGCUGAGAAGCUGGGGAUCCCCUUUGUUUAUACCUUCCGGUUCUCCAUGGGCAACACGGUGGAGCGGAUCUGUGGAACACUCCCAGCACCUCCUUCCUAUGUACCAGCCACGCUAAGCACUCUAACAGAUAGGAUGACCUUCUGGGAAAGGCUAAAAAAUGCUCUCAGCUACACUGUACAGGAUUUCGUAUAUCAUUAUUUUCUUUCUGGAAGCUGGAAUCAAUACUACAGUGAAGUUUUAGGUAAGGCUGMUCUCUUUCCAGAAAUUACAUCUGCUGUACACACGAGAAUAAAUAACCAAAGCUGAGACUCWGGUUGAGGCACAAAUUAGUAGCAAGACAGCUCCAAAUUCAUUAYCGUUCCUUCAAAAUUCCUGCAUCAAGCCAAACAAUCCAGGCAAGUACCUUGCCUGUUCAUCCUGACCUGCUACAYUGGCACAGSUAAGUGUGUACARGUAUUUUGAGGAUAUGUAGAACAGUGCUAAAGCCACUUGAAGCAGCUCAUUAGUCAUAUGCAUAGAUUUAUCAUGGCAAAUAUUAAGAACAGUAAAAAACAACCAAACACUGACACUUUUUUCCCCUAGCACCUUCUUGCUUGCUCCCUUGCUCAAGAUGACAGAUAUURACCUCCCCCAGUCCUUUAAAAGUCUGGGAGAUCAGACGAGCCCCAAUUCACAGUGAUAAAAGGCCCUCCACUCUGCUUUUCUGAAAGCGUCUAAAAUACUAUUUGAGAAUAGUUAUAUUUAUAAGAUAAUUUUUUUUAAAAAUAAUGGUUUUAUAAUUAUUUUCCCAAUUUUUGCUCUAGGCGAGUAAUGCUUGAAAGGAAUCAGGCCAAACGUAUAUGCAUUGCAGUUGGGCAGAUAAAAUGGAGAUUAUUUUCAUAUGAGSKUCUAAAG
This is a messenger RNA of Malurus melanocephalus (red-backed fairy wren), 1344 nucleotides long. Its product is annotated as UDP-glucuronosyltransferase 2A2-like. The record is from RefSeq and is a predicted model, not a curated record. Gene Ontology annotation, molecular function: UDP-glycosyltransferase activity. The annotation marks the transcript as partial. The transcript has a single exon. Lineage: Eukaryota; Metazoa; Chordata; Aves; Passeriformes; Maluridae.